AGGCCCAGGCUGGAGCGCCUUGGGUGAGGGAGACGGUCCACAUGCAGAAUAAGAGGAGAAGCAGUAGCAACAAGACGGGACAUGGAAUUUCCAGCGGGUCGACUUGUGACCUGCCUGGGUUACCAGGGAAAACUUCCCUGGGACAACAUUGACAUGAAAAUGCUAAUGGCACAAAAAGUCUAUCGAGCUUGAGCACUGUGAGUGAAUAUGGCCCCUGCCGGCUUCGAUGGUGGGAAGAGUUUGGUUGGAUAGCCUUACCCCUUUACAAGACCUCUGCUCCCUGGAUUAGACCUUAAGCCUGUGUUUGUUGAUUGCACAAGUACUCUGGAUCGGCUUCUCCCAGAGGCAUUUAAAACAUGCCAAGCUGGUGUUGCAUAAAAAACAAGCCUAUGCAUUCAGCAAAUAUAACUCGGCGAGCAGAGACGCGUCUCUCACUCACCCGGAGGGGAGCCCAGGUCCUGCUGCCGCCAGUGGAACACAGGCGAUGGACAUUGAGAAGGUCAACUCCAUGGACUUUGGAGAAUUUGUGGAUGUGUUUGGGAGUGUCACCGAGAGAUGUCCUCUGAUUGCCCCCGCCGUGUUCUCCCAGCGCCCAUUCUCUGACUUGGAAGAUUUAGAGCAGCACUUUUUUGCCUUUACUGAUGCUCUUCCACAGUCAGGCCAGGAGGGCGUCCUGCGCUGCCACCCGGACCUGGCGGGCCGCGAGCUGCAGCGGGGCGAGCUCAGCGCCGAGUCGCAGCGGGAGCAGAGCGCCGCGGGCCACACGAGCCUGGGCGCGGCCGAGCGGCUCUGGCUGGCCGAGCUCAACGCGCAGUACCGCGCGCGCUCCGGCUUCCCCUUUGCGCUCGCCGCGCGCCUCAGCGACCGGGCUGCGGUGCCCCGCGAGCGGGCGCGCCGGCUGCACUGCCCACCCACGCAGGAGCUGAACUCCGCACUGGGCGAAGUGAAGAAGAUCGGCCGCCGGCGUCUCGCCGACCUCCUCGGGAGCCACGCCACCGAAUCGUAGCGGCUGCGCCAGCCAGCGACCCGGGACGCACGUCGUGACGCGCGAGGGCCGCGGGCGCGCGCGCUGCGCUUGGAACAGCGUCCACACCCGCGCACAAAGGCCGGGGAGAACCGAGGCAGUCUUACGAAUAAUAAGCCCUUUUGUCCACCUACCCGCAUGCUCACGCUUUGCCAAAAUAGAUAGUUGCGUGCUUUUCGGCCCCCGCUCCCCGCGCCGCUCCCGAUUUAUCCAGCUCACUGCUCCAAUUCUUCACUCCCUUAGCGGCCCGCUGACACCAGCUUUUGCGGAUUCCAGGGCGCUAAUCGAGCUCUCUCCGGCUCCCCACCCUCUCCUGCCAAACCCCAGGCGCAAAGCAAAACGAACGGAAAAGGAAGCUUUUAUUCCGCAGCGGUUUGUCUGUUUCUUUUUUCUUCUCCCACCUUAGUUGCUGCACGCGAUAUUUACAUGUGAGUGGAAGCGCCUCUCUGGCUCUGGGACACGAACGGGAGCCAGAGCUGGGAGAGCAAAGCGCCGGGGAAGCAGCGUGCGCGGGGACGGUGGGCAGGAGAGAGCCCCGCAGGGGCCGGUAUUGCGGAGGCGCCCCGUGGAGCAGAGAAGGCUGGGAGCGGGGCUCUCUAGGAUGGACGGGCCUGAAGGUCAGGGCCAGCGGCCUCCCGUCUCUCCCGGGGGUGGGCCCAGGAGAGCUGUUUUGUCAGAGUCCCUGGAAACCAUA
Messenger RNA from Delphinapterus leucas (beluga whale), 1718 nucleotides. It is a transcript of the gene URAD, whose product is annotated as ureidoimidazoline (2-oxo-4-hydroxy-4-carboxy-5-) decarboxylase. Gene Ontology annotation, molecular function: 2-oxo-4-hydroxy-4-carboxy-5-ureidoimidazoline decarboxylase activity. Gene Ontology annotation, biological process: urate catabolic process; allantoin metabolic process. Lineage: Eukaryota; Metazoa; Chordata; Mammalia; Artiodactyla; Monodontidae. Gene Ontology annotation, cellular component: peroxisome. The record is from RefSeq and is a predicted model, not a curated record.